Suncus etruscus (white-toothed pygmy shrew) is the source of this 1035-nucleotide messenger RNA. It is a transcript of the gene SPATC1L, whose product is annotated as spermatogenesis and centriole associated 1 like. The coding region runs from base 1 to 1035 and encodes 344 amino acids. The record is from RefSeq and is a predicted model, not a curated record. The transcript has 4 exons. Lineage: Eukaryota; Metazoa; Chordata; Mammalia; Eulipotyphla; Soricidae.
AUGGCUGAGGGCAGCGAACUGAUGAACCGACUCAUGAGUGAGAAUGCGGACCUCAAGAAGCAGGUGCGGCUGCUGAAGGAAAACCAGAUGCUGAAGCGCCUGCUCAAUGAGAGCUGUCAGGACAGCUGCGGCCAUGGCAGCCGUGACCUGCUUUACCCCAAGGGGCCCACCUACCCUGAAGAGACCUGCUCACCUGGGAGUGGAGUUUCAGACUUUGGGCGGUUCUCCAAUGUGGUGGACACGUCGUCUCAGCUGCAGACCAGCUCUCUGGAGGACCUGCUGUGUUCCCACGCGCCCCUUUCCAGCGAGGACGAUCCCUCCCUCGGUUGCACCACUGCCUCCCCGGCCACCUUCAAGGCCUUCCUGAGUCCCACCGAGCUGCACACGGCACGGGGCACGGAGCGGAAGCUGUCUCAGUUCCUCAGCCCCCUGCAGGACUCGCUGGUGGACAAGAGCCUGCUGGAGUCCCGAGAGAUGGCGCGGCCCAAGAAGGUGUGCUUCUCGGAGAACAGCCUGCCCUCUGGGGACAGGACCCGACGCAGCUUCUACCUGAAUGAGAUCCAGAGCUUCUCAGGCACCGAGAAGGACGGUCGCAUCGUGGGGGAGAUCGCCUUCCAGCUAGAUCGGCGCAUCCUGGCCUACGUCUUCCCUGGGGUCACCCGGCUCUAUGGUUUCACCGUCUCCAACAUCCCCGAGAAGAUCCGGCAGACGUCUGUCAAGUCCCUGGAUGGCACGGUGGAUGAGAAGAAGCUGCGCGAGCUCACACACCGCUACCUGACGCUGACGGCCCGCCUGGAGAAGCUGGGCUACAACCGCGACGUGCACCCGGUGUUCAGCGAGUUCCUCAUCAACACCUACGGCAUCCUGAAGCAGCGCCCCGACCUGCGCACCAGCCCCCUGCACAGCAGCCCCGCGGCCCUGCGCAGGCUGGUCAUCGACGUGGUGCCGCCCAAGUUCCUGGGCGACUCGCUGCUGCUGCUCAACUGCCUGUGCGAGCUCUCCAAGGAGGACAGCAAGCCGCUCUUCGCCUGGUGA